GUCUAACUUCUUUCACCGCUGCACACUUUUCCUUGUACAGUAUCAUGAAAUGGCCAACAGGUUACUAUUGCUAGGCUCCCAUAAUAACAACGGUGCCAAAAUGGCACUAUCAAUUCACACCCCUUACUGCCUCCAAUCCGCCUCUACGGGUACGGCAGUUCGUGCUACAUCGGUUUCCGAAGAAUGUCCUCGGGCUCCUAUACCCCGGCCACUGGUCUCUGGCUCGAACGGUCGCGUCUCGAUGGCAUGAUAUUGGCCGCUUUUUCAUAUGGUAGGUUGCAACGGCCAUCCUGUCCCGGCUGUAGACACGGGAACGGCGUAGUAUACCGUCCGUGGCUCUUGGCUUAUGUUUUUACCACCUUCAUUCUGGCUACGGUCGGCUUUGCAGCCAAUGUCAAAUUCACCGAAAUGAUAUGGAUCGAUCUGAGGGAUGCACCAGGAGGACCAGUGGCGUUGAUUGAGGAUGAAUUGAACUAUUGGAUAAACAUUAUGGCGUUGACUUGCUACUAUGUCAUGGAGUGGUUCAUGCAAGCCCUUCUGCUUUACCGGUGCCUUGUGGUUUGGAAUGGGAAUAAAUACGUCGCAGUGUCUAUGACCGCCCUUUUUCUGACAAUGAUUGCACUUUCUAUCGUUGUUCUGGCAGGGGCCAGUGGAACGGUGUUUUACAACCUCAACACCCAACUAGCCUAUCUUUGCAUUGAAGUCGGCAUGACCGUCAUGUACACUCUCCUCGUUUCGUGGCAACUUCUCAAAUUUCGACGAGGAAUGGAAGGCCUGGUAGGGAGCGAGCACCUACACAUAUACAACACCGCUAUGACCAUGGUUGUCGAAUCUGCCGCUAUGUACUCUGUCUUGGGCAUCAUCUAUAUCAUUUCCUUCGCUCUUCACUCGAAUUUAUCCAACCUUGUAUUGUUGUCCAUCCCCAACGUCCAGGCCAUUGCCCAGCUUAUCAUCAUCAUCCGCGUUGUUCAAGGUCGGGCAGUGGGCACGUAUGGUCAGUCUGAGACCCGCGUGAACUCUAUUGCUUUUGCCACUUUCAGAACUGAGGAUCGUGGGGCCGCGCCCUCUCAGGGGUUACGUGGCGCGGAAUUUACUGCUGUUGAGUCCAGUUUGUGGAAAGAAUGAAGAGACAGAUCAGAUGCGAAAUGGAGGUUGUACUACAUAGCCUAUUUAGUACUUUAGCGAACUUGAACACUACA
Pisolithus orientalis is the source of this 1199-nucleotide messenger RNA. RefSeq lists its product as uncharacterized. The transcript has 6 exons. The coding region runs from base 184 to 1125 and encodes 313 amino acids. The record is from RefSeq and is a predicted model, not a curated record. NCBI's taxonomy places the organism in Eukaryota, Fungi, Basidiomycota, Agaricomycetes, Boletales, Pisolithaceae.